Molecule: messenger RNA, 1359 nt
Organism: Vigna unguiculata (cowpea)
Lineage: Eukaryota; Viridiplantae; Streptophyta; Magnoliopsida; Fabales; Fabaceae
Source: RefSeq, a predicted model, not a curated record
AUGACGUCCGAGGGUGGUCCACAAGUCAUUGUAACUGAUAGGGAUCUUGUUCUAAUGAAUGUUGUUGGCAUGAUGUUCCCUGAGUGUUAUCAUCUUCUAUGUCGUUUCCACAUUCAAAAAAAUGUACAGGCAAAGUGCAAAAUGUUAGUAAAUUCUAUUGAUGCAUGGGAUGUUGUAUUGCAAGCCUGGGAGAAUGUCAUGGACUGUGAAGAUGAAUUAAAGUUCAACGAGUGUGUUCAUCGUCUUGAGCUUGUUUGCCAGCCAUGGCCUAUAUUCAUUGAAUAUGUUAACGACUCGUGGAUCAUUCCUUAUAAGAAAUUCUUUGUGAAGGCAUGGACGAACAAAGUUAUGCAUUUAGGGAAUACAAUAUCAAACAUGGUUGAGUCUGCUCACUGGAGUCUGAAGAAAGUUCUUGGAAGUAGUAUGGGAGACCUUUGUUCGUGUUGGGAUGGAAUUCACAACGUUAUUAUCUUGCAACACAACGAAAUUAAGGCGUCUUUUGAAAGAAGUUUAAAUCUGAUCAGUGACUCUUACAAGGCAUUGAGUUAUAGAAGAUUAGUGGGAAAUAUUUCUAGAUGUGCCUUAGAACUCCUUGCUCCAGAGUUGGAAAGAGUAAAAAAGAUUGGAUUCGAUAGUAGUCGUUGUGGCUGCAUUCUCAGACAAACUUAUGGUCUACCAUGUGCGUGUGAAUUAGCACGAUAUGAUCCUGGGAUUAUUCCUCUCCAAGAAAUUCAUGUGAUGUGGACUAGGUUGAGCUUCUCCAAUGCCUCGUCUUCACAAUCUGAAGGGCAAUUAUCUAUUCAGAGGGAAGUUGAUCUACUGCUUAAUCUUUUCAAAGAAGUUGAUAUUGCAAGAAAAGUGACCAUAAAACAUAAAUUACUCGACAUAGUUUGCCCUUCCAUGACAUCGAUGUUACCACCACCAAGUAAAGUUAAGACGAAAGGUGUAGCUAAGAGUCAUAGAUCAAAGAAGUCAACCAAACGUGAUUCCUCCUAUUUUGAACAUGUGGACGCCUUCAUUGAGUCCUCAAGACAAGACACAUGUGUUGCAAAAACAGAAAACAAGCUGAAGAGCAAACGUGUAAUUGAAGAGAAAGUAAUACCCAUGCUAGAACAGUUCAAUCCUGUUUUUCAUCCUUAUAUAGUCGAUGUUGUCGAUGUUGUUGCGGACGGUCAUUGUGGAUAUAGAUGCAUUGCUGCAUUGUUGGGUAUGGGUGAGGAGUCGUGGCCUCUAAUCAGACAUGACCUAUACAAAGAACUUAGUCAAUGGCGAGAUGAAUAUGCAACAUUAGUUGGAGGCUAUGAUCGUCUGGAAGAACUGAGAAAGUCUUUGCUAGUUCACUCACCAUCAGGGGUAUGA